Vitrella brassicaformis is the source of this 2059-nucleotide messenger RNA. The record is from the annotation of a GenBank genome assembly. Lineage: Eukaryota; Vitrellaceae.
GUUGUCUCACGCACUAAACUAGCAGCAUGUACAUGCCUUAGCUGUAGCUCAUGCCGUGGUAAAUUCAUUCGGUCGUGCGAGCUUGGCAUGAGGAAGCCCGGGGCUCGAGAGGAUGCCAUCCUGCUGGACGAUCUGCCUCUGACCAGCCUAGAUCAGGCUCUUUCUCUCCGAGAGAGCUCCGUUGGAGAGCUCUCUGUGUUUGUCGCGGGAAGACAGUCUUCCCUGUCCUGGGCCCUCAGCUGCGGUGUGCGUCAUCUGUUCCGCCGACAACCCAUUGCCAUCUCUUUCCUUCCGCUUUUGUGUCGAUUGCAUCAUCGCCUUGGGAGUCACUUUCUCUUGCCGUCGAGAUGAAGCUUCAGAUCUUUCUGUGCCUUGUCGGCCUCGCUGCAGUGCGCACUGCUGCCCCCUUCGACACCAACGCGGCGGCCACUGCGGCCGGCCCAUCAGCUGCCGAUGCCGCCACCAACAAAACGGUAGGCAGGCUGCCUGUCACUGUGCGUCGGUUCUCUCUUCAUCUGCUGCUGUGAAUGUGUGUGUGUGCAGUCAGUGUCCACCCCCCAGGAGGAUCAUGAUGCCAGUCGUCUCGAUAACAAUGUGGGCAAUCAUCGCUGUGCUGAUACAUUUGUACUUGUGUGUAUACGAAUGUGAUGUAUGUGGCGUCCGUGUGUGUGCAGGUUGGUGGUGAGGGCGGCCACGGCGAGGAAAGCCGCCGCCGUCUGCAGCGCAAUGAGCAAGUCAUCCAGAACACCGUUUAUCACUAUGGCCCGUGUCACAGUGAGGUGCUCCUAGACGACGCAAAGAAUCUAGCUCGUGAGGAAGCAGACUCACGGGGGGACGAAUGGAACGUCCAGUCUGUACGGCUUGUGGGAGACCCCCGCUACAUUCCGGAUGAUGGACGGGGGUCGUGCGAAGGCGACGUGGAGAUCGUGCUUGUCAAGGUGCGAAAUACACACACGGCGUACACGCAAGUCACUUGUUGUCAUCGUGCGAUUCGACUGACUGACCGUGUUUUUACUUCUCUGAUAUGCGUGUGUGAACAGGGGAGGGAAAUCUGGGUUAGCAACAGCUGCAAUGAGCCCGUCGACCUUACCCUCCUUAUGAAGUCGUCGACAUUGGGCGUGUGGGUCUGCCCGACCUGGACGAUCCCUCCCAAUGAGAGCGAUUUCUUCAGGUCGAACGGCAAGCGUCAACGGACCGCAGGCACAAGCAAUCUCUACUGGCACGCGGAGAGCGCUUAUGACGGGUCGACGUAUGCGGGGAUGACGGGCGACCAUAUCAAAGAGUGCAACAGCUCUCCUGGUACGCGGGGGCGCUAUCUGGACAUGAACAAGGCAAGUGCAAGCAGGGACCGCAACAGCUACGGCAAUUGGAGCCUUAAAAUAACGUGCAAUCGGCGCCUCCGAGCGGCUACAACCGACGAUAAUCGGGCUGAUACCAGCUCGGUCGACGAAGCUUGAGACCACGUGGGAGCAAGGAAAGUGCGUGAAGUGUGUGUCCGGGGGGGGGGGAAGGGGCAUGCACGUUGGGGGACACAGCUGUCUGUCUGUCUGCCUACUCCUCUUCUGCCUGCUCGACUGCACGUUUGAUUGCUCGUUUGCUUACCUGUUUGUAUGAGUUGCGAAUGUAGUUGAGUAUCCUCUCCCUCUCGCCUCUCGUGGUUUGUCUGGUUUUGGCCGAAUGGCCUGUGUGUGUGUGUGGGUGGGCCUGUGGAUGGGUGUUUGGUCGGUGUCGCAUUUGAUAUGACUCGAUCUCUGUGUGAUGAGAUGGAGGGACGGUUUCCCCUCGUGCGUUCUGUUGAAGGGCUGGAACAGGCAAUCCCGCCUGUGCGUGCGCGCGUGUGUGGAUGGAUGGAUGGAUGGAUGUGUGUAUGGUGGCGCUCGUGUGUGUGUUCGGACCGUCCUGGCCAAAUUUGAUGAAGCCGAUGUGUGUGUUCUAGCCUGAGGAGUGGCUGCAUGAGUAUACUGCACACGGUUUGUUCGUAUGUGUCGCGUCUGUGCGUGGUUCAAAGAUUGGACCAGACACUUUAUGGGUGUGGAAGUCGUCGCUGAAUGGAUUGGUG